GCUUCCCACUGGGAGGUCUAGUGAAAACUGUACCCUCUCCACAUGACCCGAUCCACAAAGCUCGAAACAUGACUGCAUCAUAGCAAGAGAAGCUGCGCUCAUCCAGAUAUUGUUAUGGAUCCGCAGAAGGCAUGGGAGGUCGAGAAUGCCGUGAAGCUGGUGGACGUCAACCGCGACGCACUUUACAAAUAUGACACGGCAAACGCAAAGAAGAUCAAUGAGGCGCGACCAUGGCGAAGCGAUCCGAAUCACUUCAAGUACGUACGCAUAUCUGCCGUUGCACUGGUUAAGAUGGUGAUGCAUGCACGGUCGGGAGGUGAUCUCGAGGUGAUGGGCUUAAUGCUGGGUUACGUGGAGCACGAGACUUUCAUCAUUACAGACGCUAUGCGGUUGCCUGUGGAAGGCACAGAGACAAGAGUGAACGCGCAGUCAGAGGCCGACGAAUACAUGGUUAGCUUUCUAGAGCGAUCGCGGCAAGCUGGACAGCUAGAGAAUGCAGUCGGGUGGUACCACAGUCAUCCUGGGUACGGCUGUUGGCUGUCAGGCAUCGAUGUGUCCACGCAAGCAACCCAGCAAAUGACCGAUCCGUUUCUAGCCGUGGUCAUUGACCCGCACCGAACCAUCAGCGCAGGCAAAGUCGAGAUUGGCGCCUUCAGAACCUAUCCGGAAGGAUUCAAGCCUGAAGACUCCGGGUCAUCUGCUCAGGGUAUGGCAGCCGUACCGAUGGCCAAGGCCGCUGAUUUCGGCGCGCAUGCAAACAAGUACUACUCACUCGAGGUUGCUUUCUACAAGUCGACGCUUGACAGCAAACUACUUGAAGCUUUGUGGAACAAAUACUGGGUGCAGACGCUGUCAUCGUCGCCACUAUUUACUAAUAAGGAGUAUGUCACUGCACAAAUCGCGGACGUCGCCGCGAAGACGAAGCUGGUGCAAGAUACCGUUAAGAGAGACGCAAACCUCCCGCCUAUGGGACCAAGGACCAAAGGUCGCGACGAUCAGAUGAGCAAGAUCGUCAAGGCCGCAGAGAAGAUUGCAAGCGAGGAGAAGAUGGGGCUGAUGGCUGCUAUGGUGAAGGAGAAGGUGUUCGCUGCGGGCGCGGCAACUGUCGACGACGCUGCGAAUGCUGUCCAGACUAACGGUGGCGACACGCAUAUGGCGGAGUAAGGAUGCGAAGGGUGCAUAGGAGCAACUCGGAGUUCACGUGCGCAAGGCGUUUCAAUGGUCGUUCUCACGUGCGAUCCGCUUCGUCGGAAGGCUUUGCAUAAAGCGGCGCUGGGGCGGAAAGCUUGGUCAUCGAAGCACGUUUCGGCUGUUCGUGGAGUCGCGCAUUGCACGGCGUUGGAGGCGCACAUUCAGCACAGAGCGCGCUUUGAAGUAGCAGGAAAGUAGAGCAUGACGUCGCAUCCAGUCUUUGUAUCUGAGGUGUACAGUUAGAGAUACCGCUUUCGCUUGUGCGUUGUUCUCACAACGUUCAUACCCCGCU
Molecule: messenger RNA, 1483 nt
Organism: Baudoinia panamericana UAMH 10762
Lineage: Eukaryota; Fungi; Ascomycota; Dothideomycetes; Mycosphaerellales; Teratosphaeriaceae
Exons: 2
Coding region: 115-1164 (349 amino acids)
Biological process (GO): protein deneddylation
Cellular component (GO): cytoplasm; COP9 signalosome
Molecular function (GO): deNEDDylase activity; metallopeptidase activity; protein binding
Source: RefSeq, a predicted model, not a curated record